GAUUUCUUCUCCGAUUUGGAAGAAUCGGAAGCUGCCGGUCUCCCAUAAUCCGUGGAUUUUCACCUAUUUGAGGGCGAACUUUGAGGAAGGUGAGUGCACAAAUUCGUUAUUCUUUUUACUGGAAAAAUAUGUCUCGAGAUGAUGGAAAUUGCGUCCCUUUACCACUACGUAUAAGCUGGUCAAGCUGAUUGAGUUGUUUUCGGUACAGCUUUUAGCUUGAAUAUUCUGAGUGUCCUCCUUUCUCUCGACUGAGUAGCUUUUAUUCUACAAGAAAUUCAUCUGCUAGAGUAGUUCUGCAAAAGAAAAUUAAUCAAAAUAAUGGAUGGUCGGGUUGUUCUUGACAAGGGUGGAACAAGGCAGUUGCCUCAGUGGAUGUUUGCUACAUCUGCUGCUGAUCAAGUAAAGGAAAAAGUCAAAACUAAUAAAGUAGACAAUAAUAAUACUACAGAGGAGGAGAUUGUCACUCAGAGGCAGAAAAACAGAAGGAUUAAGGAUAAAAAGGAAACAUUCACUGAGGAGUCAUCCACUCAGCUUCCAAUAUGCCAAACAGCAAAAAGAAGCAGAAGAAAGUUAAACCUACCAAAUGAUGAUUGUAAUGAUGAAAGCGCUUUAAUGGGGAGUGAAUGUGACAACAAGCAGGUAAAUGGUGAUGGAGCGGUUCCUAUGUUGAGGAGACAGAAACAGAAAACGAAGAAUUCCAAGACUGAGGGAGUUGCUGAGAUGGAAGAGUCAACAACAAAAGCAAGUGAUAGAAGCGGCUUAAGGAAGAGAAAAUGUAGCAGGGUGAAGGAAAAUUCUAGUGAAGCUGGCCCUAGUUUAAGGAGGCUGAAACAGAAAACAAAGAAUUCCAGGAAUGAGAAUUGUGCUGAUGUUGAAGAGUCAACACCAAAAACAGAUGAUGAGGAUUUGACUGUUGAAGAUCUAAUGCACAUAGCGGAAGAGUAUGCUGGUGAUGCUGAUGAAGAUUUGACCGUUGAAGAUUUAAUGAGGAUUGCUAAGGAGUACGUGAAUGAGAAUGAGCAAGCUACAUCAGGCAAAGGAAAAAGUGGUCCAAUGGAGGAUGCUAUUUCCAUGUCAAUAGGCUCAUUAAGUGAAGUUGACAAUCAAUCUUUGAGAGGAGAAACAAAUUCUGAUUGUAUUUCAAUUCAAGAGAGAACAAUUGAAGAUGCUCCUCCUAAGCUUAACAUGUCCGAGAAUCCGACCCAAGACAUGUUAGAUUUGUUUCUUGGUCCCCUGUUGAAGAAAACUCACGAGGAGAAGAGAGUUGAACUGGUCAGAGAAGAAAUGAGUUUAGUUCGUGAUCUGAACAAGAAAACCCGAAGUAAUCCUUCUGAGGAUCGACCAGUUAUGGUAAAGAAGAAAAGCAGUCUCAAGGACAAGAAUUUUGUCUCCUUCCUGCAGAUGCAAGUGUAAGCCUUCAGACGACUAGCAAAUCUAGCGUCGUCACCUUUACUAGCCUCGAAGCUAUAAGUCUCGAGUAUAGCAACAGCGUCAUUAGCAACAGAGUUGAUCUCAAACACCCAUUGUUGAACUCUUUGAUCUACAACUUGCUUUUGCUCUGCAUCUUUAAGGAAAGACUGCAUGAAGAACAGCUCAUUUCGCAGCCACCGCACAUCCUGUCUGAGACUUGUACGCAGGGAAGCUUCCUGUAUGAGAAAAUCCCCCAAUUUUUGA
Messenger RNA from Solanum verrucosum, 1674 nucleotides. RefSeq lists its product as uncharacterized. The record is from RefSeq and is a predicted model, not a curated record. The transcript has 5 exons. The coding region runs from base 319 to 1413 and encodes 364 amino acids. Lineage: Eukaryota; Viridiplantae; Streptophyta; Magnoliopsida; Solanales; Solanaceae.